Prosopis cineraria is the source of this 1528-nucleotide messenger RNA. Its product is annotated as growth-regulating factor 4-like. The record is from RefSeq and is a predicted model, not a curated record. Gene Ontology annotation, cellular component: nucleus. Gene Ontology annotation, biological process: regulation of DNA-templated transcription; developmental process; DNA-templated transcription. Gene Ontology annotation, molecular function: ATP binding. NCBI's taxonomy places the organism in Eukaryota, Viridiplantae, Streptophyta, Magnoliopsida, Fabales, Fabaceae.
UCCCCAUUCUGUCAUGUUCCUCUCCCUUCAGCCUCAAGACCCCACUCCUUUAAAUUCCUAUCACUUUAACCUCCUCUUAAAUUCAUCCCCAUCACAGUUCCUUUUCUUUUCUUUUCUUUUCUUUUCUGUUUUUUUGACCUCAAUCACAGUUCCUUCCUUUUUUUUUUGACCUCAACAUUUCCAGUUUCCUUCCUUCAAUCCUUAAUAAUAAAAAUUAGUCGUGAGAUAAAUGACCACAUUAUGCCUAAAACAAAAAGGAUAAAGGGGGGAAAAGCCCUAGCGAGAAGAAGCUUUUGUACACUUCACGGAGUAAUCAAUUCUGCGACUUCAGUCUUCUAGUACAGGCAUUGCCCCUUUUCCCGACAGACGCGGAUACCUACACCUUCCGGUCAUACGCAGUGUGUUACGCAGAAACGAAGCACAACCAAAUGGUUCCGACAGGGUUAGAUCUGUGUGUGAUACCAUAUUCUGCCUCUGGCUAUGUUUGAUUUGACAAAUCCUGCGUCUUCAACUCACUGAAGUAGCAGUAUUAGUGGAAAUGAAUAGUAGUAAUGCAAGUGGUGGAGGUGGGACAGCUACGGGGAUGAUGGGGAUCACUAGGUCACCGUUCACGCUCUCUCAGUGGCAGGAACUGGAGCACCAGGCGUUGAUUUUCAAGUACUUGGUGGCGGGUCUUCCCGUGCCUCCCGAUCUUGUCCUUCCCAUUCAGAAGAGCUUCGAGUCCAUUUCUCAAAGGUUCUUUCACCCUCCCACCAUGAGUUAUUGUUCCUUUUAUGGGAAGAAGGUGGACCCGGAGCCAGGACGGUGCAGGAGGACUGAUGGGAAAAAGUGGAGGUGCUCCAAGGAAGCAUACCCAGACUCAAAAUACUGUGAGCGCCACAUGCACCGUGGCCGCAACCGUUCAAGAAAGCCUGUGGAAUCUCAUACCAUGAUACAGUCAUCAUCCACUGUGACAUCACUGACUGUCACAGGUGGCAGUAGUAGAAAUGAAAACUCCCAGAACCUUUCCACAAAUGCCUUUACUAAUCCCCAAGGUACUGGUUCUGGAACCUACCAGACUCAGUAUAAUCUGGAUUCCAUUCCCUAUGGGAUCCCAAGCAGAGAAUACAGGUAUCUUCGAGGGCUUAAAUCUGAGGUUGGCGAGCAUAGUUUUAUUUCUGAAGCUUCGGGAAGUAACAGGUGUCUCCAGAUGGAAUCACCAAUGGAAAACACAUGGCCUUUGAUGACAACCAGAGUUGCCUCAAAUGCUACCUCAAAAUCAAACAACAGCACUAUGCAGCAGAGUGAUUAUCCUCAGCACUCAUUUCUGUCCGGUGGGUAUGCGUCUGGGGAGCCUGUGAAGCUGGGGGGUAGCCAGUCUCUUCGACCUUUAUUUGAUGAAUGGCCUAGAAGCAGGGAAUCAUGGUCUGGACUGGAGGAUGAGAGAUCCAAGGAGGUAGCUUUUCUAACACAACUCUCAAUAUCAAUCCCUAUGUCCUCUUCCGACUUCUCUGCAGCUAGCUCUCAAUCCCCAAAUGGUGAGAUUUAG